Molecule: messenger RNA, 510 nt
Organism: Saxophila tyrrhenica
Lineage: Eukaryota; Fungi; Ascomycota; Dothideomycetes; Mycosphaerellales; Extremaceae
Exons: 2
Coding region: 1-510 (169 amino acids)
Source: RefSeq, a predicted model, not a curated record
AUGCCGCAAAAUACGGACAACAACGACCAACAAGACCAGAGCUCCGAAUCACUCGCCUACACCAUGACCCGCGAAGGCAACACCCUCAUCACGACCUUCACCUCCGGCCCCCUGCAAGGCGACGUGAUCCGUGUCGACCUCGACCAACAGCAACAGCAACAACCGCAAGACCCUAUGUCGGCCGCUGACGACCAGCCCGAGGAAGAAUUGCCUGCGGUAUCUCAUCACGACGGAUACGGCCGACAGGUGUCCGAGGAGGAGUUUUUGCGGUUGUCGGCGGAGGAGAUUGCGAAGGCGAGGGCGGAGGGGAGGGAGGUUGCUGGGGGGAGUCGUGAUGUGAUGGACGCUCUGCGUGAGGUGUGGCGCUGGUGCUGUGGGGAUGACAGGGACCGAGAGACGGAGGUUGGUCACAUUGAGGGCUCUAUGGACGGACGAGGCGAAGGCUCGUGGUGUUGCUGGGUGGGCGAGGAGACAAUGGAACUCAAGGCAAGCUUACCUAGAAGGAGUUGA